AUGUUCUACGAUGAUUCCAGAGGAGGCACAAGUUCAGUCAUGGGCCCGGAUUCCACGCCAUUUCGGCCAGGGCACUCCCGGAAAGUUGUUGUGCAACCUAACCUCAACAGCAUCAUCGGCAUGGGUGGUGAAAAACGCGAUCUCAUCACAUUCAGGAUAGAAUGGCUUUACCAACCUCCAAAAACCAUGGAAUUGGUGGAGAAGAGAGAUUUGAAGUCUCUAUUACAAAACCCAAGAUUUGCCCGGACCGAUUCGGACAAUGCGAAAACGGUGGUUCCGACGAUGCCCCAAACGAGGAUUCACUCAACAUUGCCUAAAAGACCCAUGAUAAGAUGGGCCAGGAUCAAAUUAAUCGGGUCUGGAGCGUUCGGACAGGUGCUCCGUGCUGUUGACGUGGACACCGGUAGGCUCAUCGCAGUCAAGAUUGUGAAGAUACGGCAGAAUCAACACAAGGAAGCUUUCUUCGCACUCCUGAAACGCGAGGUCGAGGCCAUUGGGAGAAUCGAACAUCCAUUCGUUGUCGAUUACAUAUGCUCCAAUCACAGCAUAAACGCCACCGAGGCACAAGUCGUAAUGGGUUUGAUGAAGGGCAGUUUGCACUCGCUUCUCGACGCGAAAGAGGUCCCGUGGCAUUACAUAAAUGAGACCGCGAACACAAUGCUCACCCACAUGUUACAGGCUCUGGACUGUGUUGCUUCCAUGGGCAUUGUUCACCGCGACGUCAAACCGGAAAAUAUCCUCUACACCUAUAGCCCACACAAUGAACUUAUCUUCAAGCUCGGAGACUUUGGCCUUUGCAACCAGGCAGCCUUGGCUCAGUCCACAGCGGGUACCUUCCUAUACAUGGCUCCAGAGAUCCUCUCAGCAGCGCAAGGUCAGACGCCGAAGGCGGACAUCUGGUCCCUCUUCAUGGUCCUAAUCUGGAUGUACGACUUCCAGGGGUUCCGCAACGCAAACCCUUACAAGUUCAACGUCCAAACACUGCAGGAGCUGGUAAGGGACGCCACCGCGCCGGAGGAGUACCUGGAACCGCUCAAAGAGAUGGGCCGUCCGGACCCGGAGAAGCGCGCGUCGGCCGCACAGAUGAUGCUCAAGCUCGGCCUGUUCUCGCGGAAGCCCAAGGCCAUACUCUGCAGCCACGGCAAGGACCCGAAGAGGAUACCGCCGAUGCCGGUAGAUGUCCCUACCCCAGGCGCACGCACCCCCAAACAAUCUAUCGAGAAGAAACCGGCUGUCAAGAAGUCGGCCUCUACAGGUCACCCGGCGCAUACGAAUAAUAAUCUCGAAAGACAACAUCUGGCCAAUGCAGUGCCAUAUCUUGUGCAUCUGCGCUACAUGAAUGUUGGGCCGGUGAUCUGGCGGCGACGCGGAUUGCCCAUCCAACUCUACGGAAGCCAGAGUGGGAAGGUCAAGAAGGAAACUCCGCAAAUCACGUUUCCCAUGGCUCUAAGGGUGAUGAGCAACCUUUUAGCCUACGUGUAUUGA
Messenger RNA from Diaporthe amygdali, 1485 nucleotides. Its product is annotated as Protein kinase. The record is from RefSeq and is a predicted model, not a curated record. Gene Ontology annotation, biological process: protein phosphorylation. Gene Ontology annotation, cellular component: cytoplasm. Gene Ontology annotation, molecular function: ATP binding; protein serine/threonine kinase activity. NCBI's taxonomy places the organism in Eukaryota, Fungi, Ascomycota, Sordariomycetes, Diaporthales, Diaporthaceae. The transcript has 6 exons. The coding region runs from base 1 to 1485 and encodes 494 amino acids.